UGCCGUGCCAUGCUGUGCAAUACCGUGCCCGCCAACGGCUCUCCGCUCCCUUGGCACCUCUGUGCCGUUCGUAUCUCGGACGGGAGCCCAGCAGUGUGAGGUUGGAUGUGUGGAGCUCAAGGGUCAGUAGGCACAUACGGCUUGUUUGUGUCUGCGAGAUGCAUCUGGGUGUCUGGUGUUGUCAGCUGCAAAAAGGCUAAUUUCAGCGAGCUGCUCUCGUUAUCACUACUUCCUCCAUCUCCCGGACUGUGCCCGUGCCGGCAGUAGCAAUAGCAGUGGCAGCAGCCCUGCAGCACGGCCCUGCAGCACAGCCCGCCGCUCGGCAGCAUCCUUUGCAUGGUCCGCCUGUGCACGUGAGGGAACCGAAACGCAGAGGAGUCGGUUGUUCAAAGUCACGCAUCAAACGACUGGCGGGCUUGGGAAUGGAACUUUGCAAGCUGUUGGGUUCUGAGCUCUUGCUUUAACCGCUAAAUGUGCCGUUUUCCACUAGAUGCUUCCUCAGACAACAACCGAAAACAUAGCGGGUUGACUCUGACUUGCCUGAAAGGCUGCUUAAAGUUUCCAGCAGGGCACGGCUCUGGAGCCCUCCCUUCAGGUGCUUUCCGAACUCCCUGCCGUUCUCUUCCUCUCUCUAGCAGUGCCGGUUUCCUCCCAGACGAGGUUGUAGCUAAGCAGUGAGCAGGAUGCCCCCGGGCAUUUACUGCCCUAUGGAAUUCUGGUCCAAGGGGGAAAACCAAAACAUCCAGGUGGACUUUCUGCUGCCAACAGGCAUAUACUUGAAUCUCUCUGUGCCCUGCAAUGCCAGCUUGGGCACCAUCAAACAGGUGGUGUGGAAGCACGCUCAGUAUGAGCCACUCUACCAUAUGCUCAGUGAUCCUGAGGCCUACGUCUUCACGUGCAUCAACCAGACAGCCGAACAGCAAGAGCUGGAGGAUGAGCAGCGGCGCCUUUGUGACAUCCAACCCUUCCUGCCCGUCCUGCGGCUCGUGGCUCGAGAAGGUGACAGAGUCAAGAAGCUUAUUAACUCCCAAAUCAGCCUGCUUAUUGGGAAAGGUUUGCACGAAUUUGACUCUGUGCAGGAUCCAGAGGUGAAUGAUUUCCGCACCAAAAUGUGCCAAUUCUGUGAGGAGAGAGCAGCAAAGCGACAGCAGCUCAGCUGGGCAGCUUGGAUGGAAUACAACUUUCCCUUGCAGCUUGAACCCAUGGCCAAAGGCCUUGGAACUGGACUCUUGCACACACCCACCAAGAACAUUUUUGUCAACGUCAAGUUUCAGUCUGGCGGGGAGAGCUUCACUUUCCAGAUCUCCCCAAAUGAGUUCCCCAUGACAUUAAUGAGCUACGCUGUCAAGAAGCAGGCUACUGUCUUCCGCCACGAGACAAUGGAGAACCCAGAGGACUACACCCUGCAGGUGAAUGGGAAGUAUGAAUAUCUCUAUGGGAACUACCCCCUGUACCAGUUCCAGUACAUUCGUAGCUGCCUGCACCGAGGCUUAACACCCCACCUGACCAUGGUACACUCAUCCACUAUUAUUGCUAUGAGAGAUGAGCAGGUCAACAGUAUUGCCAACCCCCCAAAGAUGGCAGUGAAGCCUCCCCCACUCCCUAAGAAAAAGCCAAACUACGGUUCUCUCUGGUCCUUGGAGCAGUCUUUCUACAUUGAACUAGUGCAAGGCAGCAAGGUCAAUGCGGAUGAGAGAAUGAAGCUGGUGGUGCAGGCAGGUCUCUUUCAUGGCAAUGAGAUGCUGUGCAAAAUGGUGUCAAGCUCUGAAGUGAACGUGUGCUCAGAGCCAGUGUGGAAGCAGAGGCUGGAUUUUGAUAUUAAUAUCUGUGAUCUCCCUCGUAUGGCACGGCUCUGCUUUGCACUCUAUGCUGUCAUCGAGAAGGCAAAGAAAGCACGAUCCACCAAGAAGAAGUCCAAGAAAGCUGACUGCCCCAUUGCCUGGGUGAAUGUCAUGCUCUUUGAUUACAAGGACCAGCUGAAAACAGGGGAGUGCUGCUUGCACAUGUGGUCAUCCUUCCCAGAUGAGAAAGGUGAACUUCUGAACCCCAUGGGCACGGUGCAGUGCAACCCCAACACAGAAAGUGCAGCAGCUUUAGUCAUCUGCUUCCCCAACAUUGCAUCGCAUCCAGUGUAUUAUCCAUCAUUUGAGCAGCUGCUGGAGUUGGGGAGGAAUGGAGAACAACCCCGCUCUGCACCAGAAGAUCCAGAGGAGAAGCUGCAACUGAAGGAAAUAUUGGAGCGGAGGAGCCACACUGAGCUCUAUGAGCAUGAGAAAGAUCUGGUGUGGAAGAUGAGAUAUGAUAUCCGUGACCAAUACCCACAAGCUUUGGCAAAGCUCCUUACCAUCACCAAAUGGAACAAGCAUGAAGAUGUGGCCCAGAUGAUUUCCCUGCUUCAGACCUGGCCAGAGUUGCCUGUCCUGAAUGCCUUGGAGCUGUUGGAUUUUAGCUUCCCUGACCGUUAUGUUGGCUCCUUUGCUAUCAACUCAUUAAAGAAGCUGACAGAUCAUGAAUUGUUCCAAUAUCUGCUGCAGCUUGUCCAGGUGCUCAAGUAUGAAUCCUACUUAGACUGUGAAUUAACCAAGUUCCUGCUGGACAGGGCUCUAUCCAACCGUAAGAUCGGCCACUUCUUGUUCUGGCACCUCAGGUCAGAAAUGCACGUCCCUGCAGUUGCCUUGAGGUUUGGCUUGAUCCUGGAAGCAUACUGCAGAGGCAGCACCCACCAUAUGAAGGUUUUGAUGAAACAGGGAGAAGCACUCAGCAAGAUGAAAGCUCUGAAUGAGUUUGUUAAAUUGAGUUCUCCAAAGGCCACCAAGCCUCAAGCCAAGGAGAUGAUGCAUGUGUGCAUGAAGCAGGAAACUUACCUCGAAGCACUUUCCCACCUCCAGUCCCCUCUGAACCCCAGCAUUAUCCUCACUGAAGUUUGUGUGGAUCAGUGCACAUUUAUGGAUUCCAAAAUGAAGCCCUUAUGGAUUGUUUUUAAUAAUGAAGAGACAGGUGGAGGUGGAGUGGGUAUCAUUUUUAAAAAUGGAGAUGAUCUUCGUCAGGACAUGCUGACUCUGCAGAUGAUCCAGCUGAUGGACGUCCUGUGGAAGCAGGAGGGCCUGGACCUGAGGAUGACUCCUUAUGGCUGCCUCUCCACAGGAGACAAGACUGGGCUGAUAGAAGUAGUCAUGCAUUCUGAUACCAUCGCUAACAUCCAGCUGAACAAGAGCAACAUGGCUGCCACUGCAGCCUUCAACAAGGAUGCACUGCUAAACUGGCUGAAAUCCAAGAACCCAGGUGAUGCUUUAGAACAAGCCAUAGAGGAGUUCACUCUUUCCUGUGCGGGGUACUGCGUGGCAACCUAUGUGCUGGGGAUCGGUGACCGGCACAGCGAUAACAUCAUGAUCCGCGAAACUGGCCAGUUGUUCCAUAUUGAUUUUGGUCACUUUCUGGGGAACUUCAAGACCAAAUUUGGUAUUAAUAGAGAACGAGUUCCUUUCAUCUUAACCUAUGAUUUUGUGCACGUCAUCCAGCAAGGAAAAACAAACAACAGUGAGAAGUUUGAAAGGUUCAGGGGUUAUUGUGAAAAGGCCUACAUGAUUUUGAGGCGCCAUGGUCCUCUCUUCCUGCACCUGUUUGCACUGAUGAAAGCUGCUGGCCUGCCAGAGCUCAGCUGCUCUAAGGACAUCCAGUACCUGAAGGAUUCCCUGGCUCUUGGUAAAACGGAUGAAGAGGCACUGAAACACUUCAGACUCAAGUUUAAUGAAGCCCUGCGAGAGAGCUGGAAAACCAAAGUGAACUGGCUGGCACACAAUGUAUCCAAAGAUAACAGACAGUAGAGGGAUGGAGUCAGUCAGCCUGCACACUUGCUCCAAGAGAAUGUACAACCACUUGCACUGAAUCCAACGACUGUAGACUGGUUUUAGAAGACUGAUGAAUGUUGCCAUGUUUAAGAUCCCUCACCUGUGGUUCCAGAGAUCACAUCUUUCUGCCUAACUGAAAGUUGGACUGUCAUCAACUGCCUAAUCAUGCCUUCAGCAGAUCUUUGGGUGGCAAGGGAGAGGCACAAGGCAAUAAAAUUACUGCAAACAGUGAAAGGUAGGUAGAUGUACCGUUUACUCAUUAAGUUUCAAAUACAUCUUCUACUGGAAGAGUUCAGGCAGUUUCAAUAUACUUUGAAGUCAGUAAGUGUGCUAACAUGUCUAUUUUUAUUUUCUGGACAAUUCAGCUAAACACUGAACAGCUACACAGCUGUAGCUCUUAUAGCACAGCUGUUGUAGGCCUCUACCAUUACAGCUCAGGCUUUAACUCACUACGUCCUACCCUGUUUCAGUGUACACCAAGGUAUGUCAGCCUAAAUCUCCUCUGAAACCAACUUGUACAAACUUUUUAUUCUGCACUGUGGCGAUUAAAAGUAAAUCCAUACUAUCACAUUACUGUCUCUCUGCUGCAGAGGCCAGAGAGCUCUGAGAUGCUGCCUAAAAUCUCACAUCUCAAGAAGAGGUGCUUGGGUUGGCCUAACUUGAGUUAGGUAUGUUUGUUUGCUUUCUUAAAGCAGACCUUAGGUUAAACUCAGCCAGCUUCUUGUUUUCUGCAUUUGUUCUAUUUUUAAGCCUGGAAACAUUAAAAUUGCAUUGUGCCAUUGGUUGCUGAAUGUACCUCCUGGUGGGGCAUUACAGCCAGUUUGCCACCUUGGUUGCAAGAGAAGCAUACAUGGAGGGCACUGGCCUGCACUUAUGUACUUACUGCGAUACACCACUGUAACCCAGUGCCACAUGGGACAUAUGGUACCACUCUGUGCUUAAGUUAUUUGGCCAGUCUGCUUUCCUGUGUAAAGAUAGAGGAGUGCCAGAUGAGUGGGUUUAGUACUGAAAAAUUGCAUCUCAGUUCAUCUGAAAAGUUUGUUCCCUGCUCUCUUCAGCCAUAUGGUCUCAGCUGAGGCACGCAGCUCUGUUUGUUAGUACAGCUGGGGUGCAUAGACUGUGAGUGGGGAGGUCAGCCAAAGAACAAGGUGCAGUCAUCUGUGCUGGUACCUACACUGGACAAACUGUUCCAGCCUUCUGUUGCCACAGCUGCCUUUGUCUCUUUACCAAGGAAAUCUGUCCCCUGUCCCACAAGGUGCUGUUAAUCAUGUAUUUCUACUCCUGUGUUGUAUUUUUGUCUCCAGCUAAUGUCCUCACCUGGUGGGCAGUUCUGAGCACUGGUGUUGUACAGGGACAGAUGAACAGGAGCCACUGCUGUCCCUCAGUGCCUCCCAUGAGCAAAUUGAGGUGCAUCAAACAGGCUGCAGCCUAUGGGUCAUGCUGGAAGAUAAGCAGUCUGGUUAGUAUCUGCUUCCUUUAGCAGUUCCCUGGGGUGCUUCCCUUCCAUUCCCUGUGUUCUUCACACCAUCGUGUUCCUCAAGAGGUGCUACCAUUUCUGUCUUUUAAGGAAUGACUGUCAGAUUUUCCUGACAUCCCUGAAGUUGAAUUAGUUGAAGUUGAUUUGUAUGCCUCAACCUGGGUUGAAUUUACAAGACUCUAAAAAGAAACAAAGGCAUUUCCUAUCCUUUCUUCCAAGCAACAAGAAACAUGUCAAAUGGUGGACUACUCUCAUGGAAAUUUAAGCUUUUGUGCCUGGUUUGGGUUAAUUUUGCCAAAAUUUCCUCAAAAAUAGCUAGCUUAGGGCAGAUGCUGAACUUGCCUAUUUUUUCCCAAUACAUCUUCCCUGUUAUGGGGUAAAUUUCAUUUGUUUUUGCAACCAGGGCUUAAGUAUAACUCAUUCUUGAUUUUUAGCUCUUUUUAUUCCAUUAAAAUGAGGUGCCCUGUACUUCAGAGAAAACAAAUGAAAAAACAGCAUCCCUAUACUGCAGGGUAAGCCCAGUGCUUUUUACAAAAGCACGAGUUCAAAUAGA
This is a messenger RNA of Lagopus muta (rock ptarmigan), 5878 nucleotides long. RefSeq names its product phosphatidylinositol-4,5-bisphosphate 3-kinase catalytic subunit delta (gene PIK3CD). Gene Ontology annotation, molecular function: 1-phosphatidylinositol-4-phosphate 3-kinase activity; 1-phosphatidylinositol-3-kinase activity. Lineage: Eukaryota; Metazoa; Chordata; Aves; Galliformes; Phasianidae. Gene Ontology annotation, biological process: cell migration; phosphatidylinositol 3-kinase/protein kinase B signal transduction; phosphatidylinositol-mediated signaling. The transcript is spliced from 23 exons. The record is from RefSeq and is a predicted model, not a curated record. Gene Ontology annotation, cellular component: phosphatidylinositol 3-kinase complex; cytoplasm; plasma membrane. The coding region runs from base 684 to 3824 and encodes 1046 amino acids.